Molecule: messenger RNA, 5808 nt
Organism: Aphidius gifuensis
Lineage: Eukaryota; Metazoa; Arthropoda; Insecta; Hymenoptera; Braconidae
Product: facilitated trehalose transporter Tret1-like
Exons: 8
Coding region: 786-2267 (493 amino acids)
Biological process (GO): transmembrane transport
Cellular component (GO): membrane
Molecular function (GO): transmembrane transporter activity
Source: RefSeq, a predicted model, not a curated record
UUGCCCGCGAUUCAGCGUGGGGUCUGGCCAUACGAUCGGAAUUGGACCCCCCCUUUCCCCCGACCUCAUUUUUAAUUAUCAUAUUUAUAUUGUCUAACUAUAUUUAUUAUUUAUUUUUUAAAUUUUUUAUUUACUUAAAAGGAGAAUCAAAAAUAAAUAUAUUUGUUUAAAAUUAUUUUUAUUUUAUCAUGUUAAAUUUAUAAUUAUUUAUAAAUAAUAAAAAUGGUUAAUUAAUUGUUAUUGUUAUUUUUGUAUUUUUAAAUUUGUUUUUAAAUUUUUUUUUUCAUUUUUAUUGGCAACGAUUAUUUAUUAAAGUGAAAUGUGAUUUGACAUUUACAUCUUAAUAUUUGGCACUUAUCAUCACGAUGGAGUUAUCAAAACGACAAAAUAAAAAAACGACAAUAAUUUAGAAAAAAAAAAGAAGACUGACUUAAAAUGAGUUGAAAAAAUAAAUAAAUCCAAUAAAGGACAAUAAUAUUUAUAAAACAAACAACAUGAAAAUCUUAAAAAUAAAAAUAAAUUAACUAAUAUAUUUUAUUUAAAAUAAAUAAAACAAUCAGCUUUUAAAAAUGUUGUUGAAAUAAAAGCCAACGGCAAUUAAAACUACUUGAAAGAAAAUUUAAAAAACUCUUCAAUAAGUUUUAAAAGUACAUUGAAAAGAGCUUAAAUUUCAAUGACAAAAUAAUAAAUAUGGCUAACUAAUAAAAAAAAAAAAUAAAAAACAAACAUAAAUCAAAUUUAAAAAGUGGCAUCAACAGUGAGAGAGGUCAAGGAGGAAAGAAGCUAUGUCUCUGCAUCAUAAAUAUUACGUGACAACUGUACCCGACGACGUCGAAAACGGUUUCAAAAUGCCAAGAGCAUCAGUCGUCCAGAUUGCAGCUAGACCACGUCAUCGAUCAUCCAUGCUGGCAACAUUGGCAUUAUCAAUGGGAACAUUGUCAUGUGGCUUAGCAAAAGGUUAUACAUCACCAGCAUCAGACUCAAUUCUUCACAAUGAUUCAAGUCUUAUUGGCAAUCACAGUCGGUGGGCGUUUACAGCAAAAGAACAAGAUAUGUCAUGGGUAGCAUCAUUAUCAAUGUUAGGUGCAGGCUGUGGUGCAUUGAUUGGUGAUUGGAUAAUGCGACGUGGAAGAAAACUUGCAUUACAGUUGACAUCAUUGCCUCUGGCUGCAGCAUGGAUUCUCACUGGUUUUGCACCAUGCAUUGAACUUGUAUUUGUAACAAGUUUCAUCGGGGGUCUUUGCAGUGCAUUAAUAACAAUGGUUGCACAGGUUUAUAUAUCAGAAAUUUCAUUGCCUGGAAUACGUGGUUGUUUAUCUGGUAUGUUAAAAAUGGUUGGACAUAUUGGUAUACUAUUUUCAACAAUUGCUGGAUCAUAUUUAAAUUGGCGACAAUCAGCUCUUGUUGUUGCAACAGCACCAGCAAUGUUAUUUAUUGGUACAUUAUUUAUACCAGAAACACCAUCAUAUCUUGUUCUAAAUGGCAGAGACAGUGAAGCAGCAUUAAGUUUAAUGUGGCUACGUGGUACACAUGACAUUAUACCUGAAUUACAAAUUAUUAAAAAAAAUGUACUUGCAUCAAGAGCUAAACAAUAUGAGUUAACAUUUCGUGAUAGUGUUGUUACAUCAAGGCUAUAUAAACCAAUUGCAAUAACAUGUGGUCUAAUGUUUUUUCAACGUUUUUCUGGUGCUAAUGCAUUUAUAUAUUAUGCCGUAACAAUAUUCAAAGAAACACUCAGUGUUAUGAGUCCACAUAAUGCUGCAAUUGCAAUUGCAUUUGCCAAUUUAUUAUCAUCAAUGUUAUCAGGUUUUUUGAUUGACAUUGUUGGUAGACUACCAUUACUAAUUGCCAGUUCAGUUUUCAUGUCAAUGGCUUUGGCUUGUUUUGGAAGUUAUUCAUAUUAUCAUUCAAUGACAUCACCAUCAUCACUUGGCCAAUAUGAUUGGAUACCAUUGACAUGUGUUCUAGUAUUUACAACAGCACUUGCACUUGGUAUAUCACCAAUAUCAUGGCUAUUAAUUGGUGAAUUAUUUCCACUUGAAUAUCGUGGUCUUGGCUCAAGUAUUAGCACAAGUUUUAGUUAUUUUUGUGCAUUUAUUGGCAUUAAGCUAUUCACAGAUUUUAAACAGGUUUUGGGCUUACAUGGUGCAUUUUGGUUUUAUGCAGUUGUUGCAAUUUGUGGACUGUGUUUUGUUGUAUGCUGUGUUCCAGAAACAAAGGGUAAACAACUCGACGAAAUGAAUCCAAAUUAUGGACAAACACGGUAGUACAAGGCCUCCCUCACUGGAGGGCUAUCAAAUUUGGAAAAAAUUAAUAAACCAUUACCAAGUGGUGCAUAUCCAAAUCAACAUGAUACACGUGAUUUGUAUGAUAUUAAUUUACAAUUUAAUAAUAAUUAUUAUCAACAACAACAACAACCACAAGGUGAAGAAAAUAAUAUCACAAAAUAUUUGAGAAUUUUAUUUAAAUCAAGGGCGAAUAAUCAUGAUGAUAGAAUGAAAAAUUAUUGUGGUAUUGUUGUUGAUAAAACAAGUAAAUUAACUCGUCAAUUUGGUAAUUUUAUCAAUACACAUAAUUUUUUAAAACAAAGAAAUGAACAACGACAAGAUAUCGAAUUACGUCGUCUCACUAAAAAUUUUGAUAAAUAUAAUAAUUAUAAAUUUUCAAAUAUUGAUUAUAAUUUUGGUUUAAAUUAUAAUUAUUAUCAAUCAAAACCAGAAUUAAUUGAAUUAUAUUCAAAUUUAAAUGAUAAAAAAAUUUAUGAUUUAAAUUAUAGUCAAUUUGAUCGUAGAAAAUAUUCGGAAUUUUAUGAUUGUGAUAAUUUGAAUAAUUAUAAAUUUAAUUUACAUAAAAGUAUUGAUGAUUUAAGUGAUAUUGAUAUUGAUAGAAUACUUGAAAGAGACACGACAUUUCAUUUGCCAAUUAGAACAUUUACAAGUCAUGAAACUAUUUAUGAAAGAUAUAAAAGAUUUCGUCAAGAUUUUGGUGAUGAUAGAGAUGAUAAUUAUGUUAGGCUUUAUCAAAGUUUAUCAAAGCUUGAUCAACUUUUACCAAAACAAAAAUAUGCACCUGGUAAAGUUCAUUAUGAACGAGAGUAUCGAAUUUAUGGCAGAGACACUGUCGCAUUAAUUUACUAUAAAACAUGUUAUUUGUGAUUAUUUUUUAAUUUUUUUCAUUUCAUUUAGUUUGUUGUUGUUUAUAUUUUUUUUUAAAUUAAAGCGUUGAUUUUUAAAUGCUGGACAUUUAAAUUGACUCAAAUUUCGCUAAACAAUCUCGUCCAUUUUUAUUUAAUUUUUUUUUUUCAUUUAUAAUCAAUUGGUGUUGAGAAAACAAAAAUUUAAAAAGGCAGAACUUCCAUACAUCGUGCCUUUUAAUAUUCAAAUGAUAAUAAUAAAAAAAGAAAAUAGAUUUCGAAAUAAUAAUUUAAUGAAAAUGAGACAAUAUUUCUAUGGAGUUUUAUGGGGGCAAUUAGUGUAAAUCAAAUAAAUUUAUAAAAUUCGAUUGUGACAGAAUUUCAUUGAUUUCAAUGGCAUGUUUAAUCGAUGCGGGCCGAUGACUUAAUUAAAUGACAAUAUCAACAUAUACAUAUUAAUAAAUAAUAAUUAAAUAUUAACAAAAAAAUUAAUAUCACUAUCUUUCGUAUAAAUUUUAGAUAUGAAUUUUAAAAAACAACAAAAAAAAUCAUGUAAAUUUGUCUUGAUAUUACUAAUCAUUGUAAUAAUAAAAAAAAACAAUUAUUAUUAAUUAUUAAUUAGAAUUAUUCUAGAAUAAUGAAAAGGCAAAUUAACAAAAUAAAUUAUAAACCAUCGACAAUACUGAUCAUUGCCAAAUUAAAAUUUUAAAAUAAACCCAGAUGUAAUUUUUAAAAAUGAAAUUAACAUUAAAAGGUAAUCUUAGUUAAUUAGAUAUGAAAAUAAUAUUAAUUAUAUUUUUUAAACAAUGACAUUAUUUUAAAAUUGUAUUUUCAUUUUUUUCUUAGAUGAAACACAAAACAAUGUGACAAUACUUAAACUAUUUAACUUUUAUAAACGAAAAAAUAAAAAUAUAUUUUUACUUAUUAAUUUUAAUUGUAAAAAAAAAUAAUUAUUGUUAAUUAUUAAUUUGUAUUAUAAAAAAAAAAAACUAUUUUUAAUUAUUCAUUUGAAAAUUAUUUUUCGUUAUUUAUUUUAAUUAUUAGGACUCAUUUUAAUUGUGAAAAAAAAUUAUUUUUCAUUUAUUUUUUAAAACUGCCAUUAGAUAAUUUAUUUAUUUUUUUUUUUUUUUUACGAAAAUUAAUUAUUAUUUUCAUAUCAUCAUUAUAAAAUGACAAAUAAUUAAUUAAUAAAAAAUUCCGUAUAGUCAAGUACUUAGAAUAAAUAAUUAAAAAUCAAUUGGAAAUUUAAAAAAUAAAUUUUAAUCUUGAAUUAAUUUUUACCUAUUUAUAAAAAUAUGUCAAACACAAUGCUCAAGAGCUCAAAUGACAAUACAAAAAAAAAAUAAUAAUAUUUAUCCUGCAGUGUUUUGAAUGAGUAAUGUAAAAUAAAAUAUAAAAAUUGUCUUUCUUUUUUUUUUGUUUAAAUAAUCUUUCAUUCUCAUGACAUUGCGUCCAAAACCUUCGACCCAUUUUAUUUUUGUUGAAUUUUUUUUAACCAAAAUUUUGCCCAAGGCACUACGUUUGCAAAUGAAAAACUUGCAUUUUCAUAAAUAAUAUUUUAGCAACUUGAACAUAAUAAUAAAAAUAAUUAAAGUGACAAAUUAUAAAAGAAAAAAAUUCAUUUUAAACUGCACUGUGCACUUUUGCGAAUUGAAAAUUUAGAAAGCUAUCAAUGCAGAUCAAAAAAAUUGAUCAGUGUUAAUUUAAAAAUAUAAAUUAAAAUAAAGAAAAAUAUAUCAAAAAAUAUAUAAUGCUUGUUAAUCAAAACAACAAGUCUAUAAAUAAAUCUAUAAACUGUACAAUAAAUUAACGAAUUAAUUGUCAACUUGACAAACGAAUUACUAUUUUUUUUUAAACAAAUACAUAAAUAUUUAUGGAAUAUUGGAAACUCAAUUUUGCAAUUUUACAAUUGGGUUAUUAAUUCAAGAAAAAAAUAUAUAUUUAUUAGGGGAACAACCCUAAUUAAUUUUAAGCUACUCUGACAAUAAAAUAUAUUUAAAAAAAAGGAUAUUUAACAAAAGAAAAAAUAUUUAUUGAAUAAAAUUGAGAUAAAUAAAUUAUUAAAGGAAAAAACUAUUACAACUUAUUUUUCUCAUUAUUUUAAAUAACAAAUAUUCAAACUAAAAAUAUAUUCAAGUGCUGAGCAUUUAAUUUAACGUGUGAUUGAAAAUUAAAAAUUUAUUAAAAUCUUUUAAAUUCAUUAAAUUAAUUUUAUUCAAAAUUUCAAAGAAAAAUUAUCAAUAGAUUUGCGCUUUAAUAGUUUUAAUAUUUUUGUAAUAACGCAUAGAAUUUAAAAACCUUUUAAAAUAUUUAUAAAAAAUAUUUUUCAUUUCAUUAUUUAAUUAAAAAAAAUUUAAAAUACAAUUUCAAUUUCUUCCACUUGAUUUAUCAUUGAUAAAAAAAAAUGCAUAUUGAUUUAUUUAAAAUUGCAUUUGACAAUAAAGUUAAAAUCAAUUUAAAAAAAUUUACAUCAAAAAUUGUUUUUUAAAAAAAAAAUGAAAACCGAAACACCAAAAUUAAAUAUAUAUCUUCCGUAAUUUUUUAGCACAAAAUAAAGUAGUACCGCCGGUCUAUAGAAUUGUAUAAUAAUAAAUAUUUAUUUAUUAAAAAAAAAAAAACAAACAAUCCUAAAUAAAUAAACAAAUAUGUAAAAAAAAAAAAAGGAAAAUAAAAAA